Messenger RNA from Oryza sativa Japonica Group (Japanese rice), 1384 nucleotides. Its product is annotated as protein LATERAL BRANCHING OXIDOREDUCTASE 1. Lineage: Eukaryota; Viridiplantae; Streptophyta; Magnoliopsida; Poales; Poaceae. The record is from RefSeq and is a predicted model, not a curated record.
CACCAGCAAGCGAUCCGUCAUGUUGAGCAAGACGCCACUGCGAAUAUUAUCCGCAUGGUUGUCGUGGCCGCUGUGCCCAUUCCAUAAUGGAGUUAUCAAUUUGCACGGAGAAUUAAACGGCGAGCAAGAACCAGUGAACCACCAAUAAUGGCAGCUGACGAGCAGUAAUGGCAGGUCCCGGCGUUGGUGCAGGAGCUAUUAGCCACCGUGCAGGAGCCACCCGGCCGGUUCGUGCAGCCGGAGCAGCACCGCCCCGACGCCGCUCCUCCCGCAUCGUUUCCCAUUGUCGACCUUGGCCGACUGUCCUCGCCAUCGCCAGAUGAUGACGGCGGCGGCGACGAAGCCGCCAAGCUCCGGCGAGCGCUCGAUUCUUGGGGACUCCUCCAGGUUACUAACCAUGGGAUCGAAGCUUCUCUGAUGGACGAACUGAUGAGCGCGUCAAAAGAGUUCUUCAGACAACCACUCCAGAUGAAGCGAGAAUUCAGCAAUCUGAAUGACGGCGAGCAAUUCCGGGCCGAAGGGUACGGGAAUGAUAAGGUGAGGAGCAAGGACCAGAUCCUGGACUGGUCUGAUUGGAUCUACCUCAAAGUGGAGCCUGAAGACGAGAGGAAUCUCGCACUCUGGCCAAAACAUCCCAGUUCUUUCAGGGAUGCCCUGCAUGAGUUCGUGGUGAGAUGCAGGAGGGUGAAACGCGACGUCCUUAGAGCGAUGGCGAGGAUCGCGGGGCUGGACGACGACGAUCAGCACUUCGUCGAUCAGCUCGGCGGCAGGGCGACCGUGCAUGCCCGAUUCAACUACUACCCGCCGUGCCCAAGGCCCGAUCUCGUGAUGGGCAUAAAGCCUCACUCCGACGGCACGGUCAUCACCGUUCUCCUGGUUGCCCGCGGCGCCGACGGGCUUCAGGUUCUCAGGUAUGGGGUCUGGUACAGCGUGCCAUCAUCGAGCACUCACGCCUUGCUGAUCAAUGUAGGGGAAUCCACGGAGGUAAUGAGCAAUGGGAUGUUCAGAAGCCCGGUGCAUAGGGUUGUGAACAGUGCAGAGAAAGAGAGGAUCUCGCUGGAUGAGAAGCGGCUGACACUGUACAAGAAAAUGAAAGCAAGGGACUUCUUGGUUGGGCUCUCUGAACAUUUUUCUCGAGGCACAAGAUUUGUUGACACGCUCAAGAUCAGUCCUUAGUUUCUUAGGCUAUUGGCAAUCCACUCGUGCUGUAUUGCAAUUGCAGAGGUAACAGAAAGUAUUUUUAGCACCUAGGUGUGUGUGUAUAUAUAUAUAUAUGCACCUAGUGCAUGCAAGUCAACAUGUGAUUUAAAUAGUUAAAUAAAAAUGUAAAAAAAUUGGUAACAUAAAUGGUGAUGAUAUAAAUUUGUACACAAACAUGAAACUA